AUGGUGUCUAAUAAUUACGGCUACAAAUCUACCAAGCAAAACUACACAGCAGGCAUUCGGGACCGUUCCCGCAGCCCUGGAUCCUCCAAAUACACAGCAGGCAUCGAAACAAGACAUCAAGACGAACGCAACAGUUCCUACACUGCCGGUGUGAGGCCUACUCCAGCUCCAGCGCAUGCAAAAGGCUACACCGCAGGCAUUGGUGGAGGUGUUGCUCCACGAAUAACCUCUGUCCACAGCUUCCUUUCCCCUCGGACCAGUCACUCGACAUCGUUAUCUGAGAAGUGGUUCCCUAGAACAUGA
Messenger RNA from Ogataea polymorpha, 303 nucleotides. RefSeq lists its product as uncharacterized. Bases 1 to 303 code for a protein of 100 amino acids. The record is from RefSeq and is a predicted model, not a curated record. The transcript has a single exon. Lineage: Eukaryota; Fungi; Ascomycota; Pichiomycetes; Pichiales; Pichiaceae.